Thunnus maccoyii (southern bluefin tuna) is the source of this 547-nucleotide messenger RNA. Its product is annotated as histone H2A-like. The transcript has a single exon. Gene Ontology annotation, cellular component: nucleosome. Gene Ontology annotation, molecular function: structural constituent of chromatin; DNA binding; protein heterodimerization activity. Lineage: Eukaryota; Metazoa; Chordata; Actinopteri; Scombriformes; Scombridae. Bases 91 to 474 code for a protein of 127 amino acids. The record is from RefSeq and is a predicted model, not a curated record.
AACCGUCCCGCGCUACGCGGAAAUAUAAAGGAGGAUUUUCACCGGUUGAGUCAUAUUUUCUUUGAGAUCAAACUCGAGAAGAAUCCAAAAAUGAGUGGCAGAGGAAAAACCGGAGGCAAAGCCCGCGCUAAGGCAAAGACCCGUUCCUCCAGGGCCGGGCUCCAGUUCCCCGUCGGCCGUGUUCACAGGCUGCUGAGGAAGGGCAACUAUGCCGAGCGUGUCGGUGCCGGAGCCCCCGUCUACCUGGCGGCUGUGCUGGAGUACCUGACCGCUGAGAUCCUGGAGCUGGCUGGAAACGCUGCCCGCGACAACAAGAAGACCAGGAUCAUCCCCCGUCACCUGCAGCUGGCUGUCCGCAACGACGAGGAGCUCAACAAGCUGCUUGGCGGAGUGACCAUCGCUCAGGGAGGCGUGCUGCCCAACAUCCAGGCUGUCCUGCUGCCCAAGAAGACCGAGAAGCCCGCCAAGAAGUAAAUCUGGACCUGGCUGACUGCUAGAAAACAAACCAAAGGCUCUUUUAAGAGCCACACACUCCUGAUAAAGAGCA